This is a messenger RNA of Pocillopora verrucosa, 1887 nucleotides long. RefSeq lists its product as uncharacterized. NCBI's taxonomy places the organism in Eukaryota, Metazoa, Cnidaria, Anthozoa, Scleractinia, Pocilloporidae. The record is from RefSeq and is a predicted model, not a curated record.
AUGGCAUCGCCUAGAAAAUUCCAUCUCUUCAACUGCGACAGUGUUUAUAAGCUCGACUCCAUCGAAUAUUUGUUGUUGACAACGACAAGCAAUCUUGGCAUUGAUAUAUCUGUGGAGCAACACUAUUUUACGGUUUCCGAGAUAACUGAGUACAGCCAUCAAAAGAUUCCCACACUGGAGAUGGAUGCUGCCAUUUUAGCUGUCAAUGCAAACGAAUCUCGACUCUCCAUCAACGAAAACACAGAGGGAGGCUACACAAAGGUUUACAGAGCUUUGCUUCAAGCGACAGACGGAAACGUGAUUGUUGUUAUCGGUGGUGAUGACAAUUACAGGAACGAAGAGGAAGAGGAAAGAGCCUUCGUCUCGCGUUGGGCAAGAAUGAAGGUACGUUCCCAGUUAAAGGAAGAAUUCCUCGACGGACGAAGAAGUUUCAUCUUUUCAUGGGACAGGAAACACAGAGCAAUUCACGAACAAGCACUGAAACAUUACUUUGAUCCAAACAAGAAAGGACAAAAGUUUGAGUAUGAGCCACCAGGGCGUCUCGAGCCUUCUUUAAGAGAUCCAACGGCUCCGGUAUCACGAGAUACAGAACUUGCACACCAGCCCAGGCUUCAACGCUCCGCCACCCUAAUCGAAGGGAGAAGUAAACAAGAAAUAAUAGACAGGUGGGAUCAGCCAAGUUCCUUGCAAAAAGAUUACACAGUGACAAGGCAAAGAAGUGAGGAUAUUCGCGCUUGUCAGCAACCUAAACUGAACGUACACCCCGAUCCCCUUGCGGCAACCGCUUUUUCGACUUCGGAUUACGGACGCUCAUCACUAGAGAACCGAUCUGAACAGAACAGAGUGCAAAGGGAUACUACCAUGAAGGAAACACGUCUGGUAGAAGAUGUGGCUGCAUAUUCUGAACUGGACAACAAACCACAACAACUGUCAGUACGAACAGAUAGGGUCAUAGAAGGGGAACGUAAAGUGAAAGACUUAGUAGUCCUUGGCUGUGAUGUGUCACCGGCAACAAUGCAGGUUGUGAAAUCAGUAAUCGAUGACCUUCAUCGUAGGAUAAGGCUGCCAGAAUAUCCCCAAGUGGAAAGUUAUUCAUUAGCUGACAUCAAAUCGUACUUAACGAGAUACACUCUUAGGUUCUGUAUUCUAGUGGUGGAUGCCGAUGCGUCUCAUAAAAUCCAGCAGCCUGAGUUGGAAGAACUUCUCAGGACAGCAGCUGAAGUUGUUGUUGAAAAGGUUAUCUUUACAAUAUGCAAUCGAUGCCAUGCUCCUACUGGAGUGGCAGAGAAAUUUGUACAAAACGUUGAGCGUAUGCUUAAAGAGAAAAGAAAGGGCCUUGUCGUUUGGUUGGAGGAUGGAAAACUGAACGUAGAACCCGAUGUCAUGAUACAAUUAAUGCUUGGAGCCCCAAUAGCGGUGAAGAACAGACAAGGACAGAUAAGCCACUCUGGAGAAUCCCUCAGACCAACCAAUGCUGCCUCAGGUUUUUCAUCUGACAGGAGACUGGUUCAUGAGACACCAAAGCACAUGGGGGGGUUUCCAUCACAGGAAUUGCGUCAUAAUCCUACUUCUUAUUCGGGAGGAAAGUACCACACAGUACGACCAGAUGCAUAUUCAGCAGUAGUUAAUGACUACGGAGAAGAAGGCAUGGAUUCUAGCGAUUUUCUUAUGCUCAAAACACGAAUCCGUCAUGGGAGAAUAUCAUAUGCUACCGAAGAUCUUGCGUUUCGUUAUCCUGAUUGGGUAAUUCCGGAAAAGAUAGAGGAAGACUUGAGGUGGAAUUAUUCAACGACAGCUAACGGAGUGCUAAACAUUUAUUCUAACACUAAAGGCGAAUUACGAGCCACCGUACAAACUGAUAGAGCGGUCAUGUGUUUGAUUAUUUAA